This is a messenger RNA of Penicillium manginii, 372 nucleotides long. RefSeq lists its product as uncharacterized. The coding region runs from base 1 to 372 and encodes 123 amino acids. NCBI's taxonomy places the organism in Eukaryota, Fungi, Ascomycota, Eurotiomycetes, Eurotiales, Aspergillaceae. The transcript has a single exon. The record is from RefSeq and is a predicted model, not a curated record.
AUGGAAAAGCCCCGGAUCAAUCGACUUCCCGAAGGUGCACAAAGACUCCGCAAGCAGGUCAUCCCCAUGGAGGGAGUAGGCUUAUGGGGCCAAUUCGUUGACAAGGCCCGUGCCGGUGAUAUUGACAGUGCAAACACGGGCACAUUUCCAAGAUUGGGCCCUCAGGACGUUCAGGACGGGCUCAAGCGAGCCACUGAAACGUACAUUUCUCUAGCUUCGAAAAGGCCAAUUCAAGAAUCAGCCAGCAGUGUCGCUAGCAACAGUCUCGUUCAUCCCUCUGAUUCCAAGGACCCGCCUACCAACAAGCCUGCGGCACCGCCUCCCACCAAUCUGAUUGAAUUUACUUCAGGUAAUUUGAUCGAUUUUGACUAG